AUGCAGGCGCUCGAUUCCGCAGGCAUCCGGGCCUACAUUGAACAGCACCGGCUAGAGGAGGAGCUGACUAGCGCUGUCAACACUGCACUGAAUGAACGCUCCGAUGAUCCGUUCGGCGUCCUCGCCCACCACUUUCGUGCUCUCUCUUCAGCGGGGGAUGAGGGCCACCCGAUGGAGGAGGAGGACGACAUCCUGCUUGAGGACGCGCCGCCGCCGCCCAAGGCGCGAGGCAAGCGGGGGCACGUCAUGUGCACGCCGGUCGUGAUUCCCGACGGGUGGAGACCACCAAUAAUCGAGAAGAGCGAGGCUCAGCUCGCAUUCCUCGAGGACGCGAUGAGGGAGAACAAGCUGAUGCGGCUGCUCUCGCCAUCGGACCGGGCACAGCUCAUCGCAGCUUUCUCUCCGAAGUCGUGGGAGUCAGGGACCACCAUCAUCAAGCAAGGGGACCGGGGCGAGCACUUUUACGUGGUCGAGUCGGGCACCGCUGACGUUUCCAUCCAAGGCGUCGGCAAAGUGAUGGUUGCCGCGAAGGGCACCGCCUUCGGCGAGCUAGCUCUUCUGCACGAUGCGCCGCGCGCCGCCACGGUGAUCAGCACGUCGGCGAUGACCACCUUCUCCAUCGACGCCCUCACCUUCAAGUCACUUUUGAUGGGGAAAUCGCAGCAAGACGCACGCGAGGUCGUGGGCUUCCUCGGCAACGUCCGCCUGCUAGCCUCGCUUGGGGAGGCAGCGAAGCGCGAGCUGGCAGACACGGCUGUCGAAAGACUCUUUGAGGCAGGAACCAACAUCAUUUGCGAGGGUGAGGACGGGCACGAGUUUUUCAUCAUCAAGACGGGCGAGGUCAAGUGCACUAAGAUGGGCGAAGAGGGCGAGGUGUCGCGCAGGCUUAGCGCCAGCGACUUUUUCGGCGAGCUCGCGCUGUUGCGGACAGACAAGCGUGCGGCCACGGUGACGGCGACGAAGGACACGAUCUGCCUCUGCAUCUCGCGGGCUGCCUUCACCCGCCUCCUCGGUCCCCUCUCCGAGUUUGGGGCUGUGACGGCCGAGCAGGAACGAAGAUCAAGCACUUGA
Emiliania huxleyi CCMP1516 is the source of this 1071-nucleotide messenger RNA. RefSeq lists its product as hypothetical. The record is from RefSeq and is a predicted model, not a curated record. The coding region runs from base 1 to 1071 and encodes 356 amino acids. Gene Ontology annotation, cellular component: cAMP-dependent protein kinase complex. The transcript is spliced from 3 exons. Gene Ontology annotation, biological process: regulation of protein phosphorylation. Gene Ontology annotation, molecular function: cAMP-dependent protein kinase regulator activity. Lineage: Eukaryota; Haptophyta; Isochrysidales; Noelaerhabdaceae.